Molecule: messenger RNA, 685 nt
Organism: Racocetra fulgida
Lineage: Eukaryota; Fungi; Glomeromycota; Glomeromycetes; Diversisporales; Gigasporaceae
Source: the annotation of a GenBank genome assembly
AUGUUACAAAAUGAUAAAAAUGAAAUUAUGAAUUUAAAAAAUUAUUAUGAAAAUGAAAUUUUAAAUUUAAAAACUCAUUAUGAAAAUGAAACAUUAUAUUUAAAAAAUUAUCAUAAAUCUGAAAUUCUUAAAUUAGAAAAUAAUUAUAAUCAAAUACAAAAUAAUUAUAAUAUUGAAACAAAUAAUUUAAAUAAUAAAAUUUUUCUUUUAGAACAAAAAUUAAAAAAUCUAUCAAUAGAUUUAUUUUCAAAUAAUUUUAAAAAAAAUAUUGAAAAUUUAUCUAAUUUAUUAUAUAAAAAACAAUAUGAAGAAAAAUGUUUUCCACCUACAGAUCCAAAUAAAUUUAUGGAUAUGAUGAAUUUUUCUAAUUUAAAACUAUUUGUUUUAAUGUUUUUUAAUGCAUUUAAAUCUGAUAAUAAUCAAAGCUUAAAAUCUAUUGAAAAGCUUAAAAUUAGAAUAAUUAUAUCUAAUAUUUUAAAAAUUCUAUUUGUUUCUUCAAAUAAUGUUUCUCUUUUUAAAACUGGAUUAAUUUCAAUUAAUCAUCUUAAUAAUGCAUUAUCUAAUGAAUUACGUAAUAAUUUAAUUAGCUAUAAUAGUCGUAAAUUAGAAUGGAAAAAUAUUUCAGAUAUUUUAUCACUUUCAACUGAAUCUUUAAUAGAAUCUUUAUCAGUUCAUAUGUAUGAUG